Molecule: messenger RNA, 1779 nt
Organism: Paramacrobiotus metropolitanus
Lineage: Eukaryota; Metazoa; Tardigrada; Eutardigrada; Parachela; Macrobiotidae
Product: ornithine decarboxylase-like
Exons: 4
Coding region: 202-1512 (436 amino acids)
Cellular component (GO): cytoplasm
Molecular function (GO): ornithine decarboxylase activity
Source: RefSeq, a predicted model, not a curated record
CGGAUUUCGGUGCACCAUUCAAACACAAUGCCAAAGUCAUGUGCCAGGGUGGCAUCCGUUUUCGGAAACCUUGACCAUGUACGGGUUGUCAUAAUCCCAUCAUGAACGCCUAACUAGUUAUCGUUGGCUAAUUCCCAAAAGUCCACCAGUCCUUGGACGCUGGAGAUAGUAUUUAUUUUACUGAAACCUUUAUCGGUGAUAAUGGAACCAGCGAACACAAGAAAAAUCUUCUCCGGCACGACUACAUUGGGAAAUAAUAAUCUUUCUUUUCCGGUUCGCAUCGCGCUUGACGAUGCCAUACAUGAUGGGAUCAUAGACAACCUGAUCAAGGAACAGCAAAAUGGCGGGAUAGAUGAUUCGUUUUAUGUGCUCGAGCUAGAUGCCAUACUGCGGCUAUGUUGCCUCUGGCGUGAAACCCUACCAAGAGUAGAACCGUUCUACGCCGUAAAGGUCAACCAUGACCCAGCAAUUUUAUACACUUUGGCAUCUCUUGGAGUGGGAUUUGAUUGUGCCAGUAAAGACGAAAUUCAGCGCGUUCUAGAAAUUGGAGACGUUAAUCCAAACCGGAUUAUUUAUGCACAUCCCUGCAAACAGAUAACGCACCUGCAGUACGCAGUGCAGAAUGGGAUUUCACUGGCCACGUUCGACAACGAAGACGAAUUACACAAAAUCAGACAAGCCGAUCCCACCAUGCAGUUACUGCUGAGAAUUCAAGCCGACGAUCCCCUUGCUGAUUGGAAAAUGGGAAUUAAAUUUGGUGCAACUCUGGAAGAGGGAAAGAGAUUGUUGUCUGUCGCUGCGAAAAUGGAACUAAACGUUCUUGGAAUUAGUUUCCAUGUCGGGAGCGGAUGCCGGACAACAGAAGCUUUCAGCGAUGCAAUAGCCGACGCAAAGACUCUCUUUGAUUAUACACGGAUCACCUUUGGCUACUGUAUGAAAAUUUUGGAUAUUGGCGGUGGAUUUCCGGGAAGUUCUGAACUGCAGAAAACUUUCAAAAAGUUCGGGAAUAUUGUGAAUAACUCACUGGAAGAAUAUUUUCCCACUUCUUCGGGCGUCCGCAUAAUUGCUGAACCUGGGCGUUUUUUUGCAAUGGCGCCAUACACACUUUGCUGCAGUAUUAUUGCUAGAAGAGUCCUUCCUGACAAGACAUCCCGGCCCAUGUAUUAUAUCAGCGAUGGGAAAUACGGAUCUCUGAUGUAUUAUCCUCUGGAAGGAAAGGGCAGCUUCAGAUUAGUUCGUAGAUCCAGAACCAUAUUAUUAUCGGAGAGCGAUGCGAGCUCGGCCUCUGCUUCCUUGUGGGGUCCCACUUGCUGUGGUACUGACUGCAUCAUGCCCGAAAUACCUUUGCCGGAAAUGGCUAUUGGAGACUGGAUUGUCUUCUACGAAAUGGGAGCGUAUUCCUACACCAACGCAACAACUUUUAAUGGAUUUCCUAAGCCGCGUACCGUUUAUGUGGCACGAUCACGAUAUCUGUCAGAAGCACAUGUAAAACGACCCUCAAGUUAUACUUAAUUUAAGGUCAUGAUCAUAAUAAAUUAUACAAGAAACAGCUGCGGCUUCGCCUCUGCGUUUCUUGUGAUCCAACGUGGGGAGGCCGCGCGUAAUAUUGAUCUUUUUCUUAAUAAUAUUAGAGACUCUAUUAAGGCUCUUUAACUUUUCAUGACAUGCUAUAUAGCACGACUUACAAUUAUUCUAUUGUAUUCAGCAACUAACUACCAAGUGCUUUCUUCACGCUACUGCCAUCAGCGCUUUAUUCAUUUUAUUGUGCAAAUAGAAAUA